Molecule: messenger RNA, 1399 nt
Organism: Gossypium raimondii (Peruvian cotton)
Lineage: Eukaryota; Viridiplantae; Streptophyta; Magnoliopsida; Malvales; Malvaceae
Product: mediator of RNA polymerase II transcription subunit 19a
Exons: 7
Coding region: 389-1054 (221 amino acids)
Biological process (GO): positive regulation of transcription by RNA polymerase II
Cellular component (GO): mediator complex
Molecular function (GO): transcription coregulator activity; transcription factor binding
Source: RefSeq, a predicted model, not a curated record
UGACUCUGUGACCCCCAAAAAUAAUAAAAAUAAUAAGUAAAUAAAUAAGCCGGAGAAGCGACGGUUCGUCCCUUUUCAAACCCUAAAAAAGUAGGGACUUAAUUGCUUCCAUUGCCUGCUCCUGAAAGCUCUCCAACUUCAUAAGAUCUUACCCAUUCUACCCGGCUUCACUCCCUCUUCAAUUCGCUCUCUUUUAUUUCACUGGUUUUCUUUUACUUACAUUGAAGCGUCAGGACCGAAUUUAUCAGAGGAAGAGAGGAGCUUGAAAUUUUCUUUUUUGCUUUGCUUUUUCUCGCGAUCUGAAAAAUGUUCCUCGGCGACUUUGCCCGAGUCCAUGUUUGAGGAAAUUGCAGUUGGUGACAUUACACGUUUCAUGAACCAUUAACUCAUGGAUGCUGGAGGCAAUAAAUUUGGAGGAGGACCAAGGGAACUUAGUGGUGUUGUCGAUCUUAUAAGUCGAUAUAAGUUGUUGCCUCACCAUGACUUCUUCUGCAAGAGACCUCUUCCUUUGUCCAUUGCAGACACACAUUAUCUUCAUAAUGUGGCGGGAGAUACUGAAAUUAGAAAAGGAGAAGGGAUGCAAUUGGACCAGCUUAAUCAGAAUACAUCUCAUAACAGAGAUACUAAUGCCCGCAUACAACCUUUUGACUUUGAUAUUCUUAAAGAGGCUUUUCAGCUGAGAGAAACCACUCCUGUUGAAUUGCCACCGACUGAAAAAGGGAUGCCUACUAUUGCUGGGAAAUCAAAGGGUGAGGUUAAAGAUAAAGAGAGGAAGCAUAAAAAGCACAAAGAUAGAGAUAAGGAGAAGGAUAAAGAGCAUAAGAAGCACAAGCACUGUCAUAAAGAUAAAGAUCGAAGUAAAGAUAAAGACAAGGAAAAGAAGAAGGAUAGAAGUGGGCAUCAUGGUUCUGGUGCUGAUCACUUAAAAAAGCACCAUGAAAAGAAAAGGAAGCAUGAUGGGGAUGAAGUUCGUAAUGACAUUAACAGACACAAAAAAAGUAAGAAAAUGGGGGUGGGAAGGGCAUUUGGAUGGCAUGAAAGGUUUUCAUGCUAGCUCUUGUUUUUGUGCAGAGUAAGCUUGUAAAUUGACUGAAGAAUGCGUAGAAAGUGAAUUCUCUGAUUGAUGGAUAUUUCAUGCAAGGUAUAAGUUGCUAAAAUGGACCCUUUUCUUGUAUUAUAAUAGUGGGUAAUAUAAUUAAGAUAGCAUGCAAAACUUUGGAUUUUUUUAAAUAUAUAGUUCGCGAUGGGAUGACUCUUCAUUUACAACACGAUGGUUGUAGUCUUAGCGUUGUACGUAGGAAAGAAUAAUGUCUUAACAUAUUCUAACGGGUUCCUGAAAAGUUGUAAUUGUAAGGCACAUGUUAACACAUCAAUGUCAAUCCCUUUUUUUACCCUUUAA